AUGGCUUCGAAGGGAAUCAGGCCAUUACCGGAAUUUAACCCGUCAGAAAGUGCAUCAAGUUGGGAAGACUACAAACGGGACUUCAUAAUUCAUUUGGACGCGCUAGGUCUGGACGACAAGCCUGGAAAAAGAAAGGUUGGUGUCCUACUUGCCAACAUGGGGAGAGAGUGCGUAAAAAUUUACGAUUCGUUCGCGUGGGCGCCGGAAGUUGUUGCCAAUCAGGAUGCUGGAAUCGCGGCAGUGCCAGCCGAGGAUAAAUACCAUCUAGAAACAGUUUUCACAAAAUUUGACAGACAUUUCGGAGUGCAUAAUUACCGUAACAUUAAAAGACAAGAGUUCCUCAACACAAAGCGUGGUAACCUGUCAAUAAUGGAUUACAUUUCGGAAUUAAAAAGAAAGGCCGAACACUGUCAAUAUGGGGAACAAAAAGAAGGGUUAAUAUGUGACAUGAUCAUUAAUGGCGUGAAUGACACAAAGUGUAGUGAAAAGCUAAUGGAGAUACCGGUUACACAACUUACCAUCGAACGUGUCGUGCAGGUUUGUAGGCAAAUAGAAUUGACCGCGUCUCACAUCAAAUCACUGGGCGAAAGCCCUCACGUAAACAUCGCUAGAACGCAUCAAAACCCUCAUAAGCAACAAACAUACUGUGCCAAGUGUUGCAGAAAACAUGAAGUAAGGAAAUGUCCCGCCUAUCACAAACAGUGUGACAAUUGCGGUGAGUUUGGCCAUUUCAAGGCAUCCAAAUUAUGUCCUGCAGUCGGUGGGACAUCGCAUCAACAAAAGGGGAUAUCACACAGAGGGGCACGUGGCUAUGGACGUAGACUGCGUCAUCGCGGAAGUGAUCGGGGAAUCCACCGUGGAUAUCGGGGCCGUGGAGGUCAACGACGUGUCAACCACACCGAAGCCCAGGAAGACCAGGUCGAGGAAAUGUUUAACCAGUUUGAACAUGCGGAUGUGAACGACGUAUUUAUCGCAACAUCGAGUGAAGAUAAUCAUGAAUGGUCCGCUAACUUGAAAAUAGGGUGUAAAACGAUAAAAUUUGAAAUCGACAGUGGCGCAAUGUGCAGUGUCAUGUCAUAUGGAACAGCGAAGCUAUUUGAAAAGGUUGCACCAAUCAAAAGGAGUGAUGUUAUUAUUAGCGGUGUCAAUGGGCCAGCAGUGAAGGCGCUAGGAAUGAUUACAUUGCUGUGCGAGCAUAAAAAUAUCAAGCGUUCGGUUAAUUUCCAGAUUAUGAACACUCCAAGAGGCAUAAACUUGCUUGGAAGGAAUGAUUCAGUUGAUUUUGGGCUGAUCAUGAGAAUACACACCGCAAGACUUGAAACAGAAUCUAUCAUUGAGAAAUAUAGUGACGUCCUUGGGGAAGAGAUUGGGUGUAUACCGGGCGAGUACGAGAUUAAAAUCGAUAAGUCAAUAGAACCAGUAGUUCAUGCACCAAGACCGGUUCCAGUCGCGAUUCGUGAACAAUUGCAAGCUGAACUAAAACACUUAGAGAAAUGCAACAUUAUUGCUAAAGUAACACAACCUACGCAAUGGGUCAGUAGUUUGGUGUGCGUAAGGAAGAAAAACGGAAGAGUGCGAAUAUGCAUUGACCCCACAGAUUUAAACCGCGCAAUCCGAAGAGAACAUUACCCAAUGAACAGUUUUGAUGAUGUUGCCACAAGAUUGAAUGGGAGUAAAUACUUUACAACGCUAGACGCGAAUAUGGGUUAUUACCAAAUAAAAUUAACUGAAGAGAGCUCGAAGCUCACAGCGUUUAAUACUCCGUUCGGCAGGUACCGAUACCUGCGGAUGCCAAUGGGCGUGAAGUGUUCGAGUGAAGUGUUCCAACGGUCCAUGGAACAGAACUUUGGUAACAUUGACGGGGUAGAAAUAAUUGUUGACGACAUUUUGAUUCAUGGUAGAACACUGGAAGAACAUAACAGGCGCUUGGAAACGGUGCUUCAAAAGGCACGUUCAAUUAAUCUGAAGAUGAAUAAGAAAAAGUGUAUGUUUGCCAAGCCGGAGGUGGACUAUGUAGGUCACAAACUGACUGGAGACGGAAUUAAACCGACAGAUCAAAGAGUGAAGGCGAUAGCAGACAUGAGAGAGCCAGAAAGCUUCAGUGAGCUGGAAACCGUGUUAGGCAUGUUAUCGUAUGUGUCUAAGUUCAUCCCAAAUCUCAGUGAGUUGAAUGCACCACUGCGCGAUAUGAAAAGGCUAGAAACGUGGAGCUGGGGUGACGAAGCGAAGCGCGCGUUCAAUAAAAUAAAAGAAGCUCUUGUUUCAACAAAAGUACUUCAGUACUACGACUUGAAAAAACCUGUCACACUCACAGUAGACGCAUCAAUGAGAGGCCUGGGAGCCGCGAUAAUCCAACAGGACCGUGUUGUGGCAUAUGCGUCACGUGCGCUCACACCGACAGAGCAACGGUACGCUCAGAUCGAAAAAGAAAUGCUAGCCGUUGUAUAUGGCUGUGAAAAAUUCCACAAACUGCUAUAUGGCCGAGAUACUUUCCUAGUGGAAUCUGAUCACAAACCGUUGGAGUCGAUUCUAAAGAAAGAAAUACAUAAAGCUCCGCUAAGGAUUCAACGAAUGAUUGUAAAGCUUCAACCGUAUGACUUCAACCUCGUGCACAAAAGCGGCAAGGACAUGGGUCUAGCAGACUGCCUCAGCAGAUUACCGUUAGAAAAUCAUUAUGAGAAAACUAUCGAUGAAGAGUUGAUGGUUUUGAAGCUCGACACGCUGUCGUGUUCAAACCAUGACAAAAUUGCACGCGCAACACAAGCGGAUGAACAAUUCCAAGUACUGGCAAAGGUUAUCAUUCGAGGAUGGCCAGAAACGAAGUGCGAAGUUCCAGUUGAAGCCGUUCCAUUUUGGGAUUACCGCGAUGAAAUAUCAAUUUACAAUGGAGUUCUGUACCGAGGGGAACGCGUGUGUAUCCCGAAAGAAAUGAGAACAGAAACGUUGAAAGCGAUACAUAAGUCGCAUUUAGGGGUAGUAAACUGUAAAAAGAGGGGGAGAGAGUUAGUAUUUUGGCCCGGCAUGAACAAACAAAUUGAAGAUCUUAUUGGCAAGUGUAGUGCGUGUUUAAUGCAUCGCAAGAUGAGCCAAAAGGAGCCAAUGAUCAUCCAACCAGUACCUGAGCUACCCUGGAGCAAAGUUGGAAUGGACUUAUGCGAACUAGAGGGUUACAAUUACCUAAUCAUUGUAGACUACUUCUCCAACUUCAUUGAAGUAGCACCAUUGCAAAGAGACACUCGAACGAGCACCAUCUUAAAACACAUCAAGCAAAACGUGGCUCGUUAUGGAAUCAUGGACUCAAUCAUCUCGGACAACGGUCCACAGUUCACCAGUGCUGAAUUCCGAGAAUUCAUCGAAAAAUAUGGCAUCACCCAUAUUACGUCGUCGCCUUUGCACCAACAAACAAACGGCCUUGCUGAAAAGGCUGUACAAACCGUUAAAAAUCUAAUUAAAAAGUGUAGCGAAACAGGGGACGACAUCUACUUAGCCCUGUAA
Dreissena polymorpha is the source of this 3495-nucleotide messenger RNA. RefSeq lists its product as uncharacterized. The coding region runs from base 1 to 3495 and encodes 1164 amino acids. The transcript has a single exon. Gene Ontology annotation, molecular function: nucleic acid binding. Lineage: Eukaryota; Metazoa; Mollusca; Bivalvia; Myida; Dreissenidae. The record is from RefSeq and is a predicted model, not a curated record. Gene Ontology annotation, biological process: DNA integration.